GGCUGAUUUUGUGUCUCUGUGGUCGGCUGUGGACGAGCCGGACUCCCGCUGCCGGCAGCCAAUCAUAUUUCUGCUGGGCGUGUUCUUACAGCUACAAAUAGCGUGAGUUGUGAGUCUCUUCAUAGACUGAAAAUAAUAUGUAACCAGAGGUAAUAUUUAUUUAACAAUAUUUAACAAUUGUUCAAAAACUGAAUUGUUCGCAAACCGAGUCCUGCGUAAACCAAGGUUAGAAUAGAAUAGCGCUUUAAUGUCAGUCUCACAGGAACAAUGAAAAUUAGUUAGGCAUAUUUACAUAUUUAAAUCAAAUGAUGCAUAUUUACACCAUGAUUAAUGACGAUAACGCUAUUGUACCAUGUUUACAUUAUAUUUUAUGUACCAUAUUUAAUGUUCUCUACAUCCAAAUCUAAUGUACCAUAUUUGCAUCAUAUUUAAUGACUAGACACCUCAAAUGUACGAUAUUUACAACAUAUUUAAUGACCAUACCUCCAAUGUAGCAUAUAUACAUCAUAUUUUAUGAAUACUAGCCUAGUGUAAUGCACCAUAUUUAUAUCAUGAUCUGUACGCAAUUAAUAUAAGGCUCUAAUGUACCAUAUUCACAGGAUAUUUAUUAUUCAAUGUUCUAUACUCCUAAUACCUGUGUACUUAUACUUUUACACAUCUUUGAAAAAAUGAAUAUAUUUAAUAUUUAGAAAAAUAAUGGAAAUGUAUGAAAAACAUAUUGUAUGGAACUACAGAUGAAAACUAGCCUUCUGGCUAAUUCUGGCUUUUUUAACCAUGUGUAUUUCAUGUGUUUUAUGAAAUUGCAUUGUCCCCUUUCAAAUAAACUGAUUAAUGGAUGGAAGAACUCAAAACCUUUCUUUCCUCAUUUCUGUCAAAUACUUGACGUUCCCCGUCAAGAGUGUCGGCGAUGGACGACGUCCCACUGCCCUACAUGGACGUCCUGCUGCCCUACACGGAUGGCCACGGCCCUCGCCACUCGCACCGCCACGUCCGGGACUGUCAACCCCACGUGCACGGCAAUCACACGCACGAGAGCUUUCCCGCUAGCAAUCAAAGCAGUCUGCCGGUGGCCGAGGUGAGGCUGGCGAUAUACAAGUUGCCCGGACGUGUCGUGACAGGUCACUUCACGGUGGUCCACGACCCGCUGAGGACCCUGUCAGUGCUGGAGCCCAGCCGCCCAGGAGGCUGCAGUAGUUACCGCUUGGCCACAGUGGAGGAGACAUCCCAGGCUGCCGGCUGUCUGUAUGCCCAGAAUGCUGGCUUCUUCAACACCCAUACUGGCCAGUGUCUGGGCAACGUGGUGAGCGACGGCAGAAUGGUGCAGGACAGUGGUGGCAUUCAGAAUGCCCAGUUUGGCAUCAGGAGAGAUGGGACCUUGGUAUUCGGGUAUCUGUCUCAGGAGGAAGUUUUGGACCAGUCCAACCCCUUUGUUCAGUUGGUCAGCGGAGUGGUGUGGCUGCUAAGAAAUGGCGAGGUGUACAUCAAGUCCAGUAUGACAGCGGAGUGCGACAAGAUGCAGGAGACCGGGUCAUUCCACCAUUUUGCUGAGGUCAUGUCGGCCAGGACGGCGUUGGGUCACGAUGCCAACGGGAGGGUGAUCUUGCUCCAGGUGGACGGACAGACGGGAGAAAGGGGAAUGAACCUUUUUGAGAUGGCCAUCUUCCUGAAGAAAAAUGGAGUCAUCAACGCCAUCAAUCUGGACGGUGGUGGGUCUUCCACCUUUGUGUCCAGUGGCUCCUUGGCCAACUACCCUUCUGACGAAUGCAAAGCAGACAAAAGGUGGCACUGCGCUCGGGCAGUCUCCACCAUCCUGUGCGUCCAUCCGCAGCGUUGCCAUCCGUCGGACUGCGGCGCCCACGGAGUCUGUGCCGCCAGUGGUUGUUUCUGUGAUGCCGGAUGGAGAGACAAGAACUGUAGUCAAGAGUGCCUGCCGGGUUUCUAUGGCGAAGGUUGCCAUCAGACGUGCUCCUGCAUGAACAGCGACUCAUGCCAUCACGUCCACGGAGGCUGCAGCUGCAGUCUGGGGUUCACUGGAAAAUCCUGUGAAGAAUGUCUGCCUGGUUACUAUGGCGACGGAUGCAAUCAGACGUGCUCCUGCAUGAACGGUGGCUUGUGCCAUCACAUCCACAAUAACUGUAGCUGCACUCCGGGUUACACUGGAAAAACCUGUGAAGAAGAGUGCCUGCCUGGUUUCUACGGCGACAGCUGCAAUCAAACGUGCUCCUGCAUGAACGGUGGCUCGUGCCAUCACAUCCACGGAGGCUGCAUGUGCUCUCCGGGGUUUAUUGGAAAAACCUGCGAAGAAGAGUGCCUGCCAGGUUUCCAUGGCGAUGGCUGCAAUCAGAAGUGCUCCUGCAAAAACGGCGGCCCGUGCCAUCACGUUUCUGGAAGCUGCAGCUGCUCUCCGGGGUUUACUGGAAAAACUUGUGAAGAAGAAUGUCUGACGGGUUUCUAUGGCGAUGGCUGCAAUCAGACGUGCUCUUGCAUGAACGGCGGCUCAUGCCAUCACAUCCACGGAAGCUGCAGUUGCUCUCCCGGUUUCACUGGGGAAACCUGUGAAGAAGAGUGCCGGCCAGGUUUCUAUGGUGAUGGCUGCAGUCAGAAGUGUCCCUGCAUGAACGGCGCCUCGUGCCAUCACGUCUCAGGAAGCUGCAGCUGCUCUCCGGGGUUCACUGGAAAAACCUGUGAAGAAGUCACAGACGAACGCUCACAGGCCAAAGAGCAGGAGCAGAAAACGUAUCACCUGACAGAAGCAACAUGGCUGACACUCACCAUCAUCCUGAGCAUUCUGCUGCUACUCAGCCUACUGGCUCUGGUUGUGCAGCUGUGCGGAUAUUCGCUGGCGACUCGCAUGCGUGCCAACUUCACCUACCUGCCGCUGACCACCUUCGACGGCGGGGACUCCAACGGCGGGGGGCCUGGGAAAUGGGAUCGGGAUUGCUCCAACUCCAUGGAAUUAAUAUAAUCCACGAAGAAAAGCCACUAAGAUGUUCCAGUGAAUUUCAUCCAUCCAUCCAUUUUCUGAGCCGCUUCUCCUCACUAGGGUCGCGGGCGUGCUGGAGCCUAUCCCAGCUGUCAUCAGGGCAGGAAGCGGGGCACACCCUGAACUGGUUGACAGCCAAUCAGCAGGGCACAUAGAAACAAACAACCAUUCACACUCACAGUCAUGCCUACGGGCAAUUUAGAGUCUCCAAUUAAUGCAUGUUUUUGGGAUGUGGGAGGAAACCGGAGUGCCCGGAGAAAACCCACGCAGGCACGGGGAGAACAUGCAAACUCCACACAGGCGGGGACGGGGAUUGAACCCGGGUCCUCAGAACUGUGAGGGUGACGCUCUAAGCCAGUCCUCCAACGUGCCGCCCAGUGAAUUUCAAACACUGGAAAAGUCAGUGGUGUAAGGUCUGUAGCUUUUUCCUCGAUUACCCAUGAUAAAGUCCAUUGCACAUUUCAUCAACAAAGUCGCAAAAUUCACUUGUCAAUGAAUGUAGCGGUGUGGUGCAUGACAUCACCACCGACUAAUUUAACCAUAUUCCCCUCGACACAGGAUAACUUAAAGUGAGUGCCCAUAGAGAUUCAAUUGCAUUGUCACUGGAAGCAUUGCAUCACCAAGUGCAGAAGCGCUCGCUUCUGCAAUAGUCAGGAGACUAAAGAUUGACUUGGUUGUUUUAAUUUCACAUAGUUUCAUUCCUGGGACGCCAUUAUUUGGAUAACUAUAUAUUUUUUAAAAUGAAAACUCAAUGUGAAUGUAAUAUUUUUUAUUUUUUUUGUAGCUUGAGGUAGUUCUCAGGAAUACUUGCUGCUACCUGCCAGCUGAAAUUACAGUACAAAUGUUGUGCAAACUUAUUUUUGAGAGAAUGUAAAAUUAUUCAUGCAGAAUUUAUGGAAAUAUUGCAAUAUUUAUAGUAGAAUGUUAAACAAAUGAAGAAAU
Phycodurus eques (leafy seadragon) is the source of this 3925-nucleotide messenger RNA. RefSeq names its product N-acetylglucosamine-1-phosphodiester alpha-N-acetylglucosaminidase (gene nagpa). Bases 908 to 2965 code for a protein of 685 amino acids. The record is from RefSeq and is a predicted model, not a curated record. NCBI's taxonomy places the organism in Eukaryota, Metazoa, Chordata, Actinopteri, Syngnathiformes, Syngnathidae. The transcript has 16 exons.